UGCAUGUAAAAAAUUUUCAAGUUACCGUAUUUGAAAAAUUCGUGAAAUAUAAUAUGUUCCAACUGGAAAUUUGUGAUGUUUUGUUACAGGAAAUAAUCGUAGGCAUUCUACACAACAUGUGCUGUGUGGAGGAAGUGAGAAAAGAGCUGUGUGAAAUGCCUGAGACCACUUCUUGCCUCAUGGAUACUCUGUCUUCCAAUGACUCUCUCACUCUCGUUCAAGCGGUCCGCCUCUGAACACAGUAGCCUGGGACGUGGUUCACCAAGUGGAGGAGCGUGAUCCGUCCCCCCAUUGGCUGGCGAGAGCCGUGGAUGACCUUCAACUGUCCUCAAGGCUCGCCUACAUUCUGCUGUCCUCGACUCGACCUGAACUACUCUGCUGCACCCUCGAUCUCAUGAAUACGCUCUGUGUGCAUGCGCCUUCCUUCAGCGACAAGGACUUCAGUCGCUAUUUUGCCAAUGAGGACAUAGCGUUCGGUCUGCUGGCCGCUUGGAGGCAGUUGUUCAGGGGCGGUAGCGGAGGCGGAUUGGAGGCGGUACACGCGGAUGUGCCAGCCAAGGCGUUGCGGAAGGCGGCCGAUCAGUGGGCGGCCAUUUUGAGCGCCUUUUCCGGACACGAGAUCGCAAAAGUGUGCUGUGUUUGAACGCUGAGAAAAUCACUUCAAUUCUGAAUACAAUGCUGCAUCUAUCAGACGACAAUGAAGAUAUGCUGAGAGAUACCGUAGCAGUGCUAGAAGCUAUCAUUCCUAAUGGCUCUGAUAUUCCUACAAUUCUGCCCAAAUUAUUGAGGAUAUUAUACGAAUUGGAUAGAAAACCAAAGA
Nilaparvata lugens (brown planthopper) is the source of this 820-nucleotide messenger RNA. RefSeq lists its product as uncharacterized. NCBI's taxonomy places the organism in Eukaryota, Metazoa, Arthropoda, Insecta, Hemiptera, Delphacidae. The coding region runs from base 395 to 643 and encodes 82 amino acids. The record is from RefSeq and is a predicted model, not a curated record. The transcript is spliced from 4 exons.